Coffea eugenioides is the source of this 1111-nucleotide messenger RNA. RefSeq lists its product as uncharacterized. The record is from RefSeq and is a predicted model, not a curated record. NCBI's taxonomy places the organism in Eukaryota, Viridiplantae, Streptophyta, Magnoliopsida, Gentianales, Rubiaceae. The transcript is spliced from 6 exons. Bases 248 to 781 code for a protein of 177 amino acids.
GAUUGAUUCACCCCAGCAAACAAACAGUCCCGCUCCUCACAAUCCGCCCCCGCCCAAUUUCACAAAUUAGGAUUUAGGUGUGAUUGUAGCCAGCAGUUUGUUGAUCAACUGGCGGCAUAUGGUAAUGGGAGUAGUAUUUCCUAGUGCUGUUGCAGGGCUGGAUUUAUGAUUGGAGCUUGAUGUUGGGUUUGGUUGAUCUGGGCCGUUUGGAAAUACAGAUUGGGUUUUGAUAAUUUGAUGCCGCUUCAUGUUUAGGUAUAUGAUGCUGUACACUUCUUUCACUGAUUGGAUCAGCAGCUUUCUUGCUUGCAUGGGAGGUUGUUUUGGUUGCUGCACCAAAUCUCAGCCGAUCAUUGCUGUGGAUGAGCCAUCAAAGGGAUUGAGAAUUCAAGGUCGGCUAGUUAAGAAACCCAGCAUAUCUGAAGAUUUCUGGAGCACCAGCACAUGUGACCUGGAGAACAGUAUGGUUCAAUCUCAGAGAAGUAUGUCAUCCAUCAGUAUAUCAAAUCAGAGCCUCAGUCAACAAGGUGGCACUGGCAACAGUAUUAACCACUCAGAAUUUGUCAAUCAUGGCUAUCUUCGUUGGAACCAGGCAAGGCUUCAGUGGAUUGGAAGUAAAAAGUCAGAGACACAAAAACAAGUUGAGGAACCCAUCUUAAGUUGGAAUGCAAGUUACGAAAGCUUGCUGGGGACUAACAAGCGUUUUCCUCAGCCAAUUCCUCUCUCAGAAAUGGUUGAUUUUCUCGGGGAUAUUUGGGAGCAAGAAGGUUUAUAUGACUAAAGAGCCAUGAUGGAAGUGCACCUAGUUUAUUUCAGUAAAUGAGAAUUCGCUGUUUUCUUUGUUUCAUUACAUUUGGUGUAUAGUUUCCCUAAGGGGAGGAAAAGAGAGAGAGAAGGCAAGAAGAAGAGGAAGAGUGACAUUGGAACUGAGAAUUUUUAUGGGCUUUUUUAAUUUGGCUGAGUAGUUCUAGAUCUAUUCAAAAUAUAUAUAUGCUUCUCCUUGUAUACUACCUUUAUAGAUACAAAAUCACCAGUUAACUGUGUAUUUCUACAGGAUGCAUUUUGAGAUCUUGUAAAUAUAAUGCUAAUACUGCCUGUUACAUCUGACUGA